This is a messenger RNA of Purpureocillium lilacinum, 1188 nucleotides long. RefSeq lists its product as uncharacterized. The record is from RefSeq and is a predicted model, not a curated record. Lineage: Eukaryota; Fungi; Ascomycota; Sordariomycetes; Hypocreales; Ophiocordycipitaceae.
AUGAAGAAUUUCCUGAGCAUCAAACUCAUACUCGCAAUUCUUGUUGGCUUCGUUUCGACUGUCGUCCUUGUCGUCGUCAACAACAACCCAAGCAGCGUCGUCUCGGAGCAGAUAUCGUCUUUCUUGAGGCAGCACUUUUACACCACCACCACCACCACCUCGUCGGUAUCGUCGGCUGAACUGACGUCGUCUGAGAACGUCCUACAACAGCAACAGCAGCAACAGCACCUCACCUCCACAGACCCCAUCACAUCACAAGACAAAAUGACGUCGACAUCCUCGGUCGUCCAGCGCGCCAUCCGCAAGGUCUUCCUCGCCGCCGAGCAGUCCGAAGGCGCGGGCGCCCGCGUCCGCCGCUCCAUCGGCACGCCCUCGCUGCGCAACCUCUCCCCCUUCCUCAUGCUCGACCACUUCUCCAUCAAGCCCGGCGCGGGCUUCCCCGACCACCCCCACCGCGGCCAGGAGACCAUCACCUACCUCCUCGAGGGCGCCGUCGACCACGAGGACUUUGCCGGCAACCGCGGCACCAUCCACUCCGGCGACCUGCAGUUCAUGACGGCGGGGCGGGGCAUCGUCCACGCGGAGAUGCCGGCGCAGAACCCGGACGGGAGCGCGAAUGUCGGGCUGCAGCUUUGGGUGGACCUGCCGGAGAAGCUCAAGGCGUGUGAGCCGCGGUAUCGUGACUUGCGCGCUGCGGAGAUUCCCCGCGUGGAGGUCGACGACGGCAAGGCCACCAUCAAGGUCAUAUCCGGCCAGUCCCACGGCAUCGACUCCGUCAAGGACCUCGCCUACACGCCCGUCUGGAUCCUCGACGUGGAGCUCCGCCCCGGCGCCAAAGUCACCCAGCCCCUGCCGCAGGGCUGGAACGCCUUCUCCUACGUCCUCGAGGGCGACGCCUACUUUGGCGAGGGCGACGCCCACACAAAGGUCGCGCAGUACCACAACGUCGUCUUCCAGCAGGCCGGCGACGCCGUGCACGUCGAGGCCGACCCCGCCGCCAAGGGCAACACGAGGCUCGUCAUCGUCGCCGGCACGCCCCUCGACCAGGAGGUCGUCCAGUACGGCCCCUUUGUCCUCAACUCCAAGGAGGGCGUCUACAAGGCCCUCAUGGACUACCAGAGCUACUCCAACGGCUUCGAGCGCGCCAAGGACUGGCAGAGCGAGAUUGGCAAGAGCAUGAUGCAUUGA